GGGCAAAACUGAUGACACAGGCGUCAGAACCUUGGUUAGAGGACAACCUCCAAUCAACAUAAUAACCUGUAUGGUACAUGUACACCUAUUGCUGGUAGCCACACUGUAAAUGUAGUGUGCAUCUAUGCACAGAGGAUGCCAUUAUUAAAAGUCUUCCUCCCAUAGAGCCGACAGUGUAAAGGUCUGGUCAUUAUGUGUACGUACAAAGAUGUUGAGCGCACCAGUGGAAAGACACUAAAUACUGGUACGUCAACUGCUAUUUUUAACGGACUGCCAAUGAGGCUGAUAUGUGCACGAUGAUGGAGGCUUAGAGAUGGGUGCCAACCCUGCAAGGAGAUCAGGAGAAAAUUUUAGGAUGAAAUAAUUAGCAGUAGAGCGCCGAGCAGACCCACUCGGUGUGUGUGCUCAGCGAGGCGAUGAUGUCAGCAGGAUUGGGCGCGUGACGUUGCUCUCUCUCCUGCUGUCACCAUGCAAUUUGUGGACACUGGAUACUAGUAUCUUGCUAGAUACUGCAGGCGGGCAUCUGCUGAGUGCUAGCCCGGAACUGGCAAUGAUUUGCGUCUUUGUCACGUUGUGAAUUACCACGUCUGGAUUUCCUGUGAAGAUUCCACAUGACAAGUGCAUGCACACAGCAAGACUGACUGGAGUGUAUUACUCGGCUUUUACAGACUUGAUAAUGUGCCAUUAGUCGUCGUUUCCAUUAGUAUCAAUUUAAAAACAAGGUAUUUUCACCUAAAUUUGGAACAGGCUUAGGAAUCUGGUGCUACUAGGAGCGGGGAAAAUUGGAAAUGCGAGAAAAUCAGUCACAACAUGACGGCAGUCUGAUGUUGGCUCGAUGACCAGGGAUCUCUCUUCUUGUGUGUGUUCUACAGGGGCAGUAUCUUAUAUCCACCGAUUGGGAGUUUGCUGUUCCAGUUUGGUGUGUGUUGUGUCAACAGUGGGGAAUGCAACAAUUGUGCCGUGUUUUUUUCUUGGUCGCUCGGCAGUCGAUUGGCAAUACGGAUUGAUCUACCCUUGGGAUCAGAGUUUGUCUGUCAUCGUUCAAUUUUGUUGGAAGUGGAUGCCCCAUGCUUUCAAGCGUGUCCAUCAAAUUUAUCAAAUUACUGUAUAAAUUUUCUUGAAGAGGGUAGUUUUGUGUUUAAUUCUAUCAAAAAGCUACAUGGAUCUUGUCUUUGCAUUCUGCAUUUUAUUGGCAUGAAAUGUACCUGUUUAUGUCAUGUAGGAAAACCGUAUGGAAUAGGCAUGCAGUGCAACUGAAAAAAAUUAACUGGAAUGAGAUGAUAGGUAAAUAUUCCAAUUUAAAGGGAUCUGAUGUUUGGAUCCUACAUGUGCCAGAAUCAUUCUUGAAGGCCUCUGAGCAGGAUUCUGCUGCUAAGGAACUGAUUGUAAGAAAGGAAGGCAAGACAGCGUUAACGUGUGAAGUGAAUUCAUUUUGUUUUUAUUUCAAAGGGAAAGGUUGUUGCAAGCUAGCUCCCUUGUGUGGUCAGUUUUAGGGAAGAUCAUGUUUGAUAAUUCUCACCAUGUGUGGAAAAGUUACCAGCUCGGGGGAAUGAAAGCCAUGAUCUGCGUUUGGCUAGCAUAAAGAGCUUGUGUGUGGUGGUGGGUGCAUGGCAUAACAGUAAAAGUACAUUUAAUGAAACGAAUAAGAAAAGGCCAUGUUGGUGUCUGUAACAAAUUCAUGCAAUUUUAGGUAAUUCAGUGGCAGUUUUCAUGGUAUUCUGACACAACUGUUUUUUCCUUUGACCUUUGACUUCAUACCAGUAUUGCCUUGCCUCAUUACCUUCCUUCAAAAGCCCAAGUUUGACAAAAAGUUAAAAGGACUAGUUCCAUUCCCUGUACAUGUAACUCUAGAAGAGGCCCACGACAUAAAAGUUUCAUGUAUUAUAUUGUACAUGUUUGUCCCCUUUGUACAAACAUCCCUGACUGGGAUCGGGCGACAACUUUGUCAUCUAAUAUUGCAUCCAUGACAAAUUCACAAAUGCAGUCAGUGCAUUUUUUUUUUUUAAAUCUAGUUAAUUUCUUUCUGGUAAUGAAACUAAGGAUUCCUCAAAAGUGCCCGAGGCACCUUGGGUUGAAAGCUUGUGGCAACCUGUGAAGAGAAGAGAACCCCCAGAAUGAUAUGUUCUGGAUAAAACCCACAAAAUCAGAUAGGGACUGAAAACCUUUGUUUGUACAUGUAUGUUGGCCUACUAAGGUGGAGUUUGAACCCGGGUCACAUCAGUGGAAGUUGAGGCAAGCAAGCAUUGCACCAACUUUUUUCAUGUGUGGCAGCAAUCAUUAAACAUGUUGGAUGUUUGGCGUGGGGCGCCAUAGAUGACAAAAAUUUGCUGCAUGGUGAAACUGACCACACAGAGGAUCCACAGGUAUCUUCUUGUGCCACUUGUUAUGAAAGACGUCUCUUGUUGAUGUUUCUUUCGCUGUGGUAGCAUUUGUACAUGUACAUGUGUAUAUGGAUAUUUUUGUUGGUCUCGAAAGUCACGUUCAGUUGUGGACCUAAAUGAAAUCUCAACAUUUUUCAGUUAUAUACUUGGUGUGGAUGGUGAUUACUUUGCAGUUUGAUCGUUGGUCUAUUCUGGGGUUUUUUUCACAUUGGCAUUUUAUCUCUCUGUUUUGAGGUGUGCACAAACACUUGUACUUACAUAUAAGUGUAUGUGUGUAUGAAUUCACUUUAGUACUGGAAGAAUGAGCAGUAAACUUAUCUGGAAUUUGUCCAAAAGUGAGCUGGAAGUAAGUAGGCAAACUGAAGGUUAAGUAUUUUGACACUUCAGUGAAGAAAAGUGUUUUUCUGUUUAAAAAAGUGUGUCUUAUUUUCCUGUAUUUUACUUUGCCCCUUCAAUUCAUGAAAAAAAUUCAGUGGUGUUGUUCAAUGGAGUGCCAUUUUUAAGAUGUACGUGUAACAUAAACGUAGAUUGCAACCUAAGUUUGAAAAUACUGUAAACAUUGGCCCAUUGUAAUGCAAAAGUCGUAUGCACUUGGAUAAUUUGCAUGCAUUGCAAGUGUUGCCGUGACGAGUGCUUUUCUUGCACAUCAAGGAAGUGCCUGUUACCUUAGGGGUUGGAUGCUCAACAUGACCACAUGGUUCACUUUGAAAAGUAUUUGUCAACAGAUAGCAUCUGUCUCGAAAGGGGUGUGAGUUUCCUUCUUUCGCCUUAAUCUGCUGACUUAAGUAUUAGGUUUGCUCUAGGUUACUACAGUAUAACUUUUUUUUACUAACGAACUUCACAAGUGGAGAGAUGUUUGAUGGGAUCUAAAUAGACUACAGACAAAUUGCAGUGGGCAGGAAGAUUUGCCUAGAGGAACAUAAUUGAGUUAUAUAGCAGAUAUUGAUUGUGGUGUGUUUACAGAGACCUUAUAUCCUUCGUUGAUCAGUGGGCAUACAUAACACGGGUCCCAGACAGCAUUUAAUGAUCAUUCACUCGGAAUCUCCCUGGUCCCGUCCUGAGGACCAGAGCCACCGAAUCUGUCUGCAAACAGCCACAGCUAAAAAUAGUUCCACCCUGUUACCAGUUGCUUCGUGCUAAUACCUGCGCUUGUGCACGGGGCCUGUUCCGGGCGAGCAGAUAUCGCGUGACGCUGCGUGAAUGAUUGGCCGCCCGUAAUGGCAAAACCUUAAAAUAGCACAAUCCGGAUAAAUUCUGCACCACCAGCCUGUCAGGUGCUUGCAUAGGAUAUCUCUUGGUGCUGUGGGAGACGUCAUCUUAAAGUUGGAGUUGACCAGUUGGGAUUAAUGUGCCGAGUUUAUGUUUGAAGAAACACAGUAUUGCUCAAAUGAGGUUUUCGGGUCUGUGGGCACUGUUUCAAGAAAAUGCAGAAUAUAUCUGGGUCUCGCGUGAUUCAAAAGUUGACGCAUGUCUGUUUUGAAUUAAACCCAGACAACUAUGAAAAUCAGAGCAUACAUGUAGUCUACACAAAUACCUGUAGUAGGAUAUUCACAACUUGCCCAAAGUGUUUGCACCCCUUAGGUUAAAAUGCACCUGAAAUGUUAUAAAUAAUACUAUUUGAUGAGGUGCAAGGUUCUCUUUUGGUGUAUUUUUUAUUCAGGGCUCCAUUAUCCACUCCUUUCACUUUUGCCUUCUGGAUAUUGAACCUUUUAAGCUUUGACUUGAAAGCUUAAAAUCAUUGAAUUUGUUUCAGCACUUCAGCAAAUAUUUGUAUCUUUGUUGGUAUUGCAUCAGUUUUGCAAAUAUUGAGUCAAAUAUUAUCCAUUGAUACAUGUACAUUGAAUAAUACUUGUUGGGUUGAAUGUUGUAGUUAGGGUGUAUAUGUAACCGCAUCCAGCAAUUGAGAGAAAAUCAAUCCAAUUAAUGAGUGACUGUGGUCAUCAUUUUACGUUGGCACAAAAAGCCCACCUUUGUGAGAAGACUUGGUUGGCCUGACAGUGCAAUUCUAAUUUUUUUUCUACCCGCUUGGCGCGAGGCUAAAAAUAGAGUGGAAAUAGGUCUGAGAGUGUGUAUGGUAUUCAACCCAUGUGAAAUUGGAGUGCUAUUUUGGGGGCAAAUUGUACAGUUGGGCGGGGUUUUUUGGUUAUUUGACACGUUUCAAGUUGCUGUUGGCCUGGGCGGAAGCGUCGUGGCUCAUUGUUGAUACAACUUUCAGCUCUCUCCUUGGAUUGAAAUUUUCAAGCAAAUUUUUUGAAAUAUUCUCUACUGUAGUUGAAGAAUAGGGGUGUUGAGAACUAUGUGUAGGUUGGAAGCCAGUGUGGACCAUAUGUAGGCAUGCACAUUAUGGACCUGUUGGGAGGGGUGUAAAAAAGUUACUGUUUACUUGGUCUUCAGAGAUAGUACAUAUAGCUUUGAUUCAGAAAUUGUGAAAUUGACAAACACAUAUUGUCCAUGUUGGCAUUUUUCCCUCCCAUCGUACUCUGUUUCAACUUGAUGGCUAGUCUGACAAAAAAGGUAUUUUGAGAAUGACAAUAUUUUUUCUUACAUGUAAAUGUGCCAGCAGGCCAAAAAACAUGUAUGUCCUUUUUUGUGGAUGCCUUAUUUUAAGUUUAGUAUCAGGAAAAAAACGUGGUAUUUUGUCAGCAGAUACAAGGCACUGUUUUGUUCCCAAAGCUAAUUUUUUUCAAAUCAAAGGCCACAGCUGUUUAGGUGGAAGGUUUUUAUGCAUAUAAAUAGACCUCUAUAAAUGUACAGUAUGAGUCUGACGAGUAUGAUGUAUGUAAUACAUGUCAGGGAAGGGAUCACAUGCAGUUGUGAUCAUAUCCUAUCUCACAAGAUGAUUUAAUUUUCCACAUUUUUCCAAUAUCUUGCGAGUUUGCUAUUUUCCACUCAGCAUUUAUCUAUAUUGGGGAUCACGAACUUGAACUUUUGAUUACAGGCUUUGCUCAAAGACGUCAUCGCCCGGUGAUUGGGAGAAAGAUUUCUCAUAGCCAACAAUAAAAAAAAAAGAGUACCACCCCGAGGUUGGCGGUUACUGGGGCAACAAGAAGUAAUGUAUAUCUGAGAGAGGGAGACCAGCGUGAUUUGAGGGAGAAGUCUGUUUGUUUUUCACAAUUGAUUAAUGCCUUCAAGACAUUGCCGGAAUAUUUCAUGUUCGAUACUGACACAGAUUUGGUGCGGCUUAAGACAGCCGUGGCCCCAGAUUUAUUGGGUGUUGCGUUGUAUGGUAGAUAUGCAUGUGUGUUGUCAGAGCAUAAGGACAUGACUCUUGCCACGCUCAUCGGCGCCACCCAGCUUGCACAUUGACGUUCACACAGAGAUCAGCGACGCUAUUGUUUGCCUGUACUGCCACCAGUAUUCAACCCGAAGUGCAUGACAGUGCUCGAGAGACAGCAAUGUCGGCAGCGGUCCACACCAAAGAACACCGCGGGGGCAAGAUGGCCCGCCGCAGUAGCUAUUUCAUGAAGCGCAUGAAACCGCGGUCUCACUCCUUGGACCUCACCGCUCUGCAGCGAUCAGGGAUACCACUUCCUUCAGUUCAGCGGGAUGCGGACAGCGAUGCCGAGACGGAAGGAAGAUUGCCAUCCGGGGUUCCCUCUGGGUUACCACACAGGCCAGAUAGCUUUAAGAAAGCAAUCUCCAAGUCUAAUGCCUACGCCAGCCACCUCCACGGGUUUCCUUCGCACCAUCUGCCUGCUCAGCGGGACUACUCAGCAACCGAGAAGGAGAUCCGAACUACUGUUGACUGGAGCGAGAACGCAAUCAGCGGAGACCAUAUUUGGACGGAGACCAAUGCCUCAGGCGACUUCUGCUACGUCGGUGAGCAGGAUUGCUUGGUAAGUCAGUACUGGAAAACAGGAUCACGGCGGAAAUGCGCUGCCUGCAAGAUUAUCGUCCACACGGCAUGUAUGCUUCAGUUAGAAAGAAUAAACUUCAAGUGCAAGCCCACAUUUCGGGAUGCUGGCAUCCGCAACUACAGGGAGAACCAGGUGGUACGCCACCACUGGGUCCAUCGGAGGCGGCAAGACGGCAAGUGCAAGCAGUGUGGCAAGAGCUUCCAGCAGAAGCUUUUCCAACAGAAAGAGAUCAUUGCCAUCAGCUGUUCCUGGUGCAAAGUGGCCUAUCAUAACAAGGUGGCGUGUUUCAUGAUGCAACAAAUUGAGGAGCCGUGCUCAUUAGGAAUCCACGCUGGCAUCAUCAUCCCACCGUCCUGGAUCAUCAGACUUCCCAAGCAGAGAAUCCAGGGUUCCUUCAAGUCCUCUCAGCGCAAGAAGAAGAAGCCGUCCAUCAAGCGCAAGUCCAUCACCAAGAAGGAAGAGGGCAAGAUGAGGCCCUUCAUCAUCAAGCCCAUACCCUCACCCAUGAUGAAGCCGGUCAUCGUCUUCAUCAAUCCAAAGAGUGGAGGCAAUCAGGGGGCCAAGCUGAUGUCCAAAUUCCAGUGGUUGCUCAAUCCCAGGCAGGUGUUUGACUUGUCACAAGGUGGACCAAGAGAGGGCCUGGAGAUUUUCCGGAAGGUGCCCAAUCUCCGGAUCGUAGCAUGCGGCGGGGAUGGCACAGUGGGCUGGAUCCUGUCUGAAAUCGACAAGCUGAAAUUCAAGCCCUUCCCUCCGGUGUCUGUGCUUCCGCUGGGGACUGGCAACGACCUGGCCCGGACAAUGAACUGGGGAAGGGGGUACACAGAUGAACCAAUAUCCAAGAUUCUUACACAAGUAGAAGAGGGACCAGUCACUCAGCUAGACAGGUGGAACCUGACGAUGGACAAAAAUCCAGACGUGGAACUAACCAAAGAGGACCGGGAGGCUGACAACAACGGACCGCUUGAUGUAUUCAACAACUACUUCAGUCUCGGUGCUGACGCACGGACAGCACUGGAAUUCCACGAAUCCAGGGAGGCUAACCCAGAGAAGUUUAACAGCCGAUUCCGAAACAGGAUGUACUAUGCCCGAGCAGGGGGCACAGAUCUCCUGAAACGAACCUCCAAAGACUUGACCAAACAAAUCACGUUAGAGUGCGAUGGCGUCGACCACACCAGCCGGAUACAGGAGUUAAGAGUUCACUGCAUACUUUUUCUCAACAUACCAAAGUAUGGAGGUGGGACCACACCGUGGGGCAACCCCAGUGUUCAUACCUUUGAACAGCAGAGACACGACGAUGGAUUCCUGGAAGUCAUUGGCUUCACACCUUCACAAAUUGCUGCCCUGUAUGUUGGAGGUCAUGGUGAGCGGAUCUGCCAAUGCCGGGAAGCCAAAGUCAUCACCAAUGCAAUGAUACCUGUCCAGGUAGACGGGGAACCAUGCAGGCUGCCACCCAGUAUCAUCAGGGUCAGCGUGCGCAACCAGGCCAACAUGGUGCUGAAGCCAAAAAGGAGAGGCUCUAUGCCCAUCAAUACUGAUACGCCAUUGUCCAAUGACAGGCUGAGAAUCCAAGUCAGUCGGAUCAGCAUGCACGACUAUGAAAGACUCAACUAUGACAAGGAGAAACUCAAGAAAGCAUCUGUACCGCUUGGCAUCAUCGUCGUUGACAGCGACAGUAACCUGGAGCACAUCCGUGCCCACAUCGAUCGCUUGCUUGAGGUCUACAUCCUCCAGGAUUCCAAUGCCAAUGGCUCCGCCUCUAGCCUGUCCCCAACCUGGUGCUUCUUGGACUCCACCACAGCCGAUCGCUUCUUCCGAAUCGACCGGUCCCAAGAGCACCUGCAUUACAUCACCGACAUUUCGUCCGACGACUUGUAUGUGCUGGACCCCGAGCGGACAAAGCCCUCCAAUCUCUCACCAGAGAGCAAGUCGGGUUCCAUGCCCGACUUGCUGGUCCAACAGGAGGUGUUGGGGGCGGCCAACCGCACCCCGUCGCCGAUUCUCAAGCUGCCCCAGGCUCACAGUGCGUCCCAGCUACUCCAGGCUAGAAGCGAUAGUACGGAUCAGGACGAGAUCCCCAACUUACAUGAGGGCGCCAUUGGCAUCCUAUCCGAGAAUACUAAUUAUGAAAACGAGUACCAACCAGCCACUAGCAGCAGCUGUGAGGCGAUUGUUUCCAACAACUCUCCCCAGCCACCCAGGAGGGACACCCUGUGUGUCUCUGACACAGCACACCUCAAUCCUCUGGAUAAGACACUCAUGGAUGUCUCGAAGCGUGGGGACGUGGCCAAGUUUGCUGAACUUCACAGGAAAGGCGCCUACCUGAUGACAGUUGACCAGCACGGCAUGAACGCCCUCCAUCACGCUGCUAGAUUUGGCCACAAGGACAUCGUCCAGUAUCUCAUCGAGAACGCCCCAGCAAGCAUCCUGGACGCCGUUGACUAUGAAAAGAACCAGACGGCCCUGCACAAGGCGGCAUGGUACAUGCGGCGCACCAUUUGCGCAAUGCUGGUGGAGGCUGGGGCCUCGCUGACCAAGACCGACUACCAGGGAAACACACCACGGCUCCAGGCAUUGAAAGCGGAGGACCUGGAACUCGCCGCUUACCUAGAAAGCCGGGAACGCUAUCAACUCAUGUUGUCAGAGGAUCACGAGACGGCAGUAUAGCAAAGGGAGACAAGCUGUAUGCAUUGUCCGGGCCACCGCUGGUUCUAAAUGCACAUCUGGUAAAUUGUCCUCUAUGGAGCUAUCUUUAGGCCCCACCCAGAGUAAGUCAUCACAUUAAUGACAGGAAAACAACUUGAUGAGCCUGCCCUUUGCAUCGAUGGUACCUGGUGUUUCCGUUUGUAAAAGUUCACCCCCCCCCAAAAAAAAAAAUUUGCAUACCAGGGUCACUGUUGAGGUUUGAAUCUGUGACCCUUAAGAUUGUAUUUACUUUGGAGAGGCGGAGAGAUUGCGGCAAAGACAGUCAACUGUUUUGUGAUGAUUUGGAUCAAGAUUUCCAUAAUGGUUAAGGAUCAGAUUUCAGUGGUUGGACAGCAGUAACUUCUGGAGUUGAACCAUAAUUUGUGCCACUUGGACAGAGCAGAAAUACAGAAACGAGGGAUGUCUCAAGAUCAGGGUGUGCUACUCACGGAGCAAGUUCUUACACUCCAGUGAGAGGCUUUUUAUCGACAAGUCACCCCAAUCUCCUGGUAUUACACAAGUUUACAUCUCCCGGCCAGGUCUCAGUGCACAACUGCCUCAAUUCUCUCUUCAUCUCAAGUCAGGAAUGUCUCGUUUGUGCAAUGGGAGGAGCUGCUUGAAGUCAUACUUGUGAAUACCUGGGAAGGUUCCACUGGCCUACUCUGCAGUCGGAAUGGAUGGCAGCGUGGGUUGGCAUGUAGGGUAGAUGAAUUGCAGCAUUGACAAAACGCUUAUAGCAGAUGGUGAUAAAUUCAUUGUAGAUCAUUGAGAACUCUGUCAAGCGAUUGUGCUUGGGAAACAGAAAGGGGUCAGCAAGUAAGUUCAUGGACGGGAAGCUUGCCUCAGUCAUUCAAAUUAUAUCAAUUUGGGUUUUGCUGCACAUAUGGUCUGGUUUGUAAAAGAUGUACAUGUACAGGCCCAAUUGCAUGUCACUGAAGAAUGGUCCAAAGUUGGGAUCUGUGACCUGGCCAGCCUGUGACCCCUAAGUCUGGCUGCAGAUUUGCGGGAACGUUUGCUUUCCUGUGUCCCUGUAGUUUGAGUGAGGUGUAUACAAGAUGAUCACAGAAUGCAUCGGUGGAUGUUGAUGUUACUUGGCUGAGAAAGAGCAGGACCUGUGCUCAGAUAUUGGAGUCGCACUUUAAGGCAUAUCUGAUGGUAACUAUUCAUAGAUUUUAAGGUAGUUGUUUUUUAACAUCUCAGAUUUCAAACGUGGCUUUUUGCCUGCUGUAGGUCUCGGCAGACUGAAUUUGUGUGUAUUUUUCACACCACAUAGUAUUUCCAAAUCAGUGCUACCCUUGUUGCCCAAUUUGUGUUGCAUUGUCUCACUACCUGUCUCUUUCAUGGUGUUCACUAUGUGAUAACAACGGUUUGCUUGUCAGGUACCAGACUGAUGAGAACUGUGUUAAACAAGACUUAUAGUCAAGGCCCUUUCAAUUUGAAACACUUCACAUUGAUUAAUAAUGAAAUACUAAAGUUUUAUGAAAGAAUUAUUUUUGCAAAUGUUUUGAAUUUAGAAUACGGUGCUGAAAUGGUGGUAUAUAUUUACUUUCAUUUUUUAGGGCUCCCGUUAUUUUCUGUAUGAAGCUUAUGUGAGCAUUGGUCCUUCUUUGAGUAAAUAAUUAUUUUAUUUGAUUUAACGACAGUGUUCUGUUAUGACAAAAAUCUAGUAUGUCACCUUGCAGAAAGUUUGGGGGAAAUGCACUUAAUUGGGGGCCUCUUCAUGGGUUAUUCUGUGUUGAGUCAACACGAUUCUGGACCUGACCGUCACUGAUUGAAAUGAAUUUCGGUGUGCUGAUUGGUUUACUUGAGAAACCCCCAGAACCGAAAUUUUUAUGUCAGUCAGUCAGUUAGUCUUUGAGAUGCAAUUAAUGAACUUUUGACUAAUUAGCUUGACCUGCUUUGUUUGGACAGCCAUAUCUCUGGAAGUGAAGCACCCACAAAGAUAAAAUUUACAUCGUAAGGUCUUGAAAUGGCCUUCAUUCAUAAAAUCAAAAUCAUUCCAUGUACCGCCAAAAAAUUAUGCAAAUAUAUGUCCUUUUACCUUGAUUUGUGAAAAUGCUAUUUUUAAAAAUGCUUAAUUUUUUAAUUGUUAGCUUAAGAUGUAACCAACAUUUCUGGAAAGAUUUAGGAUAGGCACUCUUACAGCUUUUAGUUAUGUUUAUUUGAACCUUGGCAAGCACUGAAAUGUGUAUGAAUUGUAUGUAUGCUGUACAUGUGCAGUAUGAUGCAGAGCACUGUAUAUGUGGACAUGUACCAUACAUGUACGUGUAGGCCUACAUAAAAACCGUGUCACCGUGGUCAUGCAAAGAACAAUUCGUAAUUUGACUCAUGAGAUAAUCCCUCUUACCCCCCUCAAUUAGCAAAACUUAGCCGGUGGCCACAGCAUUUGACCAUAAGAGAGCCAGCUUAUUUUGGUCGGGGGGGGGGGUCUGCACACACUCCCGCAGAACUCACUUAUCCCGUGCCCAAUCUUAUUUUUUUUAACCCUGAAGGCAUGUAGAAAUGCUCAUUUUCAGUACCCUGUGAAGUUUCAACUCAAACUGACAAAUGGCUUUGUUUUAAUGGCCAUUUGAAGUCCAAGGCCUCAUUUGUGUCAUCCUAAGUGCAUUGAGCGCAUCUGUGGGAAAGUAAACGUCUCCGGCCAACAUAAACAGUCACUGUGCGAGAAUGGUACUUUUCCUUUUGAUUUUCAAAAAUUGGUGUAAAAAUGACCAACAGAAGUUACUAAAAAAAAUUACUCAAGGCUCAGUGCAUGAGAAAAGCACUGGGAUGAUAUGAGAGAAAAAUGUCAGUGGGGUAGUACAGGGGUGAGAUUUCUCAGCAUUUUAGCUGAUUUCAGCUUUUUUUGUUUGGGAUUUCACCUUGUUGUCCUCACUGGCUGUGAACAAAAGUAUAGGAGAUUUUCGCAGUUCAGACUUCUUUAUGACUUUUUCAGCUGUUUUCAGCUAUUUUUAUCAUUGGUCAAUCUCACCCCUGGUAGGAGGAUUCUGACUCCCCCCUGCCUCUUUUAGGGUUUAGUUUGCCACAACCAUAAACACCAUAAACAUUGACCAGUGUCUCAAAGCCUCCAAUUGAGCCGGGUGAGAGGGAUUUCCUCAUAAGUCAUAUCAUGAAUUAUACUUUGCAGUGCCAGGGUAACAGUUUUCAACUACACACCGUGUACUAUACUAAUUAUUACCCUGUACACUGUGUAUGUAUGGUACAUGUAUAUUUUACACACGUAUAUUUACAGUUCAUAUACAUUGUACAUUUUCUUUUUUCAGUUUUUGCCUAGGUUCAAAUGAACUUAACUCACAAACCGUAAGAAAAAGCCCAUUCCAAAAUUUUCUGGAAAUGUUGGUUACGUCUUAAGCUAACAAUUGAAAAAAAUUAUGCAUUUUGAAAGCUAUACAUUUUUGUAAAUCAAGGUCAAAGGUUAUAUAUUUGCAUAUAUAUUUGCAUUUGCAGUGGUAGGUGGAAUAAUUUUGAUUUUGUUUUUAAAAUGAAGACCAUUUUAAGAGGUUUAAAACAAUGAAAAUUUUAUCUCUGUCGGUGCUUUCCUUCAGGAUAUGUGGCUGUCCAAACA
Molecule: messenger RNA, 12485 nt
Organism: Acanthaster planci (crown-of-thorns starfish)
Lineage: Eukaryota; Metazoa; Echinodermata; Asteroidea; Valvatida; Acanthasteridae
Product: diacylglycerol kinase zeta-like
Biological process (GO): phospholipase C-activating G protein-coupled receptor signaling pathway
Cellular component (GO): plasma membrane
Molecular function (GO): protein binding; ATP-dependent diacylglycerol kinase activity
Source: RefSeq, a predicted model, not a curated record